GCAGCAGCACCUGUGGGUUGGGAUGGCGGAGCUCGCCCUGAGCGCGGAGGCGGUGCUGGGCUUCCUGCGGGAGCGCGGCGGGCGGGUGCGCAACGCCGACCUGGUGAGCGCCUUCCGGCCGCUGCUGGAGCCCGCCGGGGCCGGGGCCGGGGCCGGGGAGGCGGCGGAGGGGCGCGCGGAGCGGCGGGAGCGGUUCAAGGCGGCGGUGAACGCCGUGGCCACGGUGAAGGACAUCGACGGCGCCAAGUUCGUGGUGCUGCGGCGGGAGCUGCGCGCGGCCCCGCCUGCGGGGGGCGCGGUGUUGCCGGGGGGCGAUGCCGGCCCGGCCCCGGUGCCUGUCCCUGACCCCGGCCCGGGGCCCGGCCCCGCCGGGACGCCCCCCGAGGAGCCGCCGGGGCCGCGGGCGGUGUCGGAGCUGCGGGGCCUGUUCCAUGGCGGUGGCGGAUGGGUGCCCCUGCCCGGCGGCGCGGGGGGGGCCCGUCGGGAGCCGCCCCCCAAGCCCUGCAUGCUGCCCGUGCGCUGCGUGCCCGUCCCCGCGCCCGGGCCGCCCGGGGAGCCGCCGGCAGCGCCUUCCGAGCCGCCGGCAGCGCCGUCGGAGCCGCCCGCAGCCCUGUCCCCGCCGCCCCUGGAGGACGAGGCCGGGUCCCGCUCCCCGGGGCUGCGGCGGGGGCCCAAGGCCCACCGGGGCAGCGAGGAGACCGUGGUGCCGCUGGAGCAGGCGGAGCACCAGUGGCUGGUGCUGGCGGCCGGCGGGCAGUGGACGCAGCAGCUCCACGGGCUCCUGCUGGGCGAUGCCAGCCUGGCGGCUCGCAGGGACUUCGUGUCCGGCUUCACCGCCCUGCACUGGGCCGCCAAGAGCGGCAACUGCGACAUGGUGACCAACAUCAUCCGGGCGGCCGAGAAGGGGGGGGCCCGGGUCAACGUGGAUGCCCGGUCGCACGGCGGGUACACGGCCCUGCACCUCGCCGCCAUCCACGGCCAGGAGAAGAUCAUCACCAUGCUGGUCUACAGCUACCACGCCAACACCGACCUGAGGGACUACAGCGGGAAGAAGGCGCACCAGUACCUGAGGGAAGGGACCUCCCUCGCGAUCAGGCGCCUGCUGGGGGACCCCAGCCUUUCCCAAAACACGGAGCACUCCAUGCCCAUCAAGAAGUCCACAAAGCUUGCAGCUUCAAUCUUGAGCUCCACUAGCACCUUCCUGGGGGUCAUAUCCGAUGACAUGGCUUUCUAUGAUCUCACCAAGGGUUUAAGGAAGCCCUCGACUUUAAACAAGCUUCUGGCUGCCACUACGGGCCCGAGGAGGAAGCCAAAGACCAGAGGGGGCUUCCCUUCGUAUUCCUCCCUCUCCGAGGUGAUGGAGGAGGAGGAAGAGGUCGUCGUGAAACGCAGACCCGUUUCUGAGCUGUUCUUUGGCCACUAACCUCUGCCUUACUGUGAUCAAAAUUGUUCAGUAACGUGGCUGCUGUCUCAGUUUUCUCU
Messenger RNA from Lepidothrix coronata (blue-crowned manakin), 1482 nucleotides. It is a transcript of the gene SOWAHA, whose product is annotated as sosondowah ankyrin repeat domain family member A. The record is from RefSeq and is a predicted model, not a curated record. NCBI's taxonomy places the organism in Eukaryota, Metazoa, Chordata, Aves, Passeriformes, Pipridae. Bases 23 to 1423 code for a protein of 466 amino acids. The transcript has a single exon. Gene Ontology annotation, molecular function: protein binding.